AUGCUGGAAGAAGUACUUAAACAUCACACGUCUGUAGCACUGGGGAGCGCUUUGAAAGAUGAGAAAAUUCCUCAGGCUUACAAUGUAGUAGCUCAGAUUGAUCGCAACCGCAUUUCGGAUCCUCGCACAGCGACUUUCAGACGCUACCGUUCAUUACUGCAGUCAAAUGAAUGCUCUUACUCCAUCGCAACUCCUGAUGAAAAAAGGGACAAUAUUGUAUUUUUCGGGAGGGAGAACCAGACCAGUGCGCUUGGUUAUGAUUAUAUGGUCGCAAUGGUCAGUAGAAGAACAAGUGAGACGAAGUAUUUGCCAGUUAAAGUUGUUAGCUUUGAGAAGGUCUAUACAAAUGAACCAAAUAUUUUGCUUGGUCUCAAACCUCCCCCUAAAAUAAUUUAUAAUGAUGAUAAAGUCGUGACGAAACUAUCUUGGGCUGAGAGACGAAGGGCCCUAACCGAAGAAUUUGGUUCAGCAAAGAAGUUAAAAUCACAAGCCGGAGCAGGCAGAAGACUUAUAGGGGAGGAUGCAUUAAAGAUUAUGUUGAAAAAUACGAAUAUUAUUUCGUCUGCGGAUAGUGAAGAGAAGCCAUCACCGAUUGCAUUAUUUGAAAAGCCGCAGAGCUCAGUUUUGCCGAUUCCUAAUAAUGAUGCGAAGUCUCCUGCGGAUGUGUAUUCGUACAAUCAAUUUUUAUCAGAUGAAGAAAUAAACGGUUUGAGGGAGAUUGCUUUUAACUUUUUGGGUAAAUCUGAAAGGGAAUUAAUUAAUGCAGGUUUCCCAAAACUGGUGCUCUUGUUAUCUAAAGAUUCUAGUGAUCCUUCCAGAAGGGCUGUUUUUCUAGUUUUGCUAGCGACAAUGAUUACUUGUUAUAAGAUGCUUUCUCCUCCAAGAAAGAGGUCUGUGACUGUAAAAGAGUGGUUUUCUCUACCAUUUCCUCAGGAGUUUUUGACAGUGGUACGCGAAAUGUUUUUUGCCAACAGUUUUUCACAUGAGUCUGCGCGAAGAAACGUUGGACAAGAGAAGGCAAUAGUCAACACUGUGGACAAGGAUAAGCUGCUAGCUCAUACAAUUUGUUUAGGUCUAAUAAUUGAUGGAAAGUAUACUGUACCUGUAACACCGUGGACGUUAGAACUGAGUUGCUCUGAUAAGAAGUUUAAGAAAAUGGCUCUUGCCCUUGGAUGCACUGUUAUCCCAGUUAGUGAAAGUGAAGGCAUCAGGCUUGGAACACUAAAUGUUGCUAAACUUGUUGGACCUCCUAACCAAAAAAGUACCCAAAGAAGACCUCAGAGGCGUUGA
Molecule: messenger RNA, 1290 nt
Organism: Enterobius vermicularis (human pinworm)
Lineage: Eukaryota; Metazoa; Nematoda; Chromadorea; Rhabditida; Oxyuridae
Source: the annotation of a GenBank genome assembly